AUGUCAGUCCUCGUUAUAGAUAAUGGAGCCUAUGAGUUGAAAAUAGGAUAUGCCACAGAUGACAAAAAUCCAGCACAUUUCAGAGUAUCAAAUUCCAUAACACGGUCGAAGGAUCGAAGAACUUACGUUGGGAAUGAAAUUGAGAACUGUAGAGACUAUGCUGGACUGACUUACCGACGGCCUCAUGAAAGAGGCCAGUUGGUUAAUUGGGAAACUCAAAAGGCUAUAUGGGAUAACCAAUUCUAUGGUAAAACUUCAAAGCUUGUUGGAAUGAAUGGUGGUAAGCCUGUUGACCCUAGUGAAACCUCGUUAAUUCUCACAGAAAUGCCCUACUCGUUGCCCGCGUUAUCGUCAAAUAUGGAUCAAAUUGUAUUUGAAGAGUAUGGCUUUGAUUCUUACUACCGAUGUACCCCAGGCUCUUUGGUUCCAUGGAAUGAUAUACGAGAACUGUACAAUGACACUUCGUCAAGAAGCUCUCCUGUCUCGGAGUGUGCUUUAGUUAUCGACAGCGGAUUUAGCAGCACCCAUGUGUUACCUGUAGUUCUAGGGGAGGUAUACUGGCCAGCGGCUAAGCGUAUAAAUAUUGGAGGUAAACAUCUUACGAACUACCUUAAAGAAACAGUUUCUUUUAGAUACUACAAUAUGAUGGAAGAGACAUUCCUCAUGAAUGUUAUAAAGGAGAGAGUAUGCUUCGUGUCUCUCAAGUAUCAGCUCGAUCUCGAAGAAGCUCAUAUAAACAAGCGAAAGAGCUUACUACGGAUAGAUUACGCUCUCCCCGACUAUAGGACAAGUAAAUUGGGGCAUAUCGUAAAAGGAGCGACAAGUUCGAAUGAUUCAAACCAAGUGUUAACUCUCACAAAUGAACGAUUUACUAUUCCCGAGGCACUGUUUCGCCCCAGUGAUCUUAAUCUCGACCAAGCUGGUAUUCCAGAAACUGCUAUUAAUUGCGUCAAAUUGAUGCCCGAAGAGAUCCAAUCCAUGUUAUUGAGUAAUGUUGUUCUGGUUGGUGGAAAUGCUGUCUUGCCUGGAUAUAAGGAACGCAUUCGUGAAGAACUUCAAAGUUUCUCUCCCCAAGGCGUAAAUCUCAGGGUAGGUAUGCCUGUAGACCCUAUAUCUUAUGCUUGGCAGGGUGGCUGUCGACUUGGCUCUCAGAAAGAUAUGUUGUCCAAGGCAUAUGUUACUAAAGCAGACUAUAUGGAACAUGGCGUCAACCUGUGCCUCUCACGGUUUGGGAUAAAAAAGAUGGAUAACAGCAUAGCCAUGGACUAA
Messenger RNA from Sugiyamaella lignohabitans, 1269 nucleotides. RefSeq names its product Arp6p (gene ARP6). NCBI's taxonomy places the organism in Eukaryota, Fungi, Ascomycota, Dipodascomycetes, Dipodascales, Trichomonascaceae. The transcript has a single exon. The record is from RefSeq and is a predicted model, not a curated record. Bases 1 to 1269 code for a protein of 422 amino acids. Gene Ontology annotation, molecular function: nucleosome binding. Gene Ontology annotation, cellular component: Swr1 complex.